AUGGAACUCGGCGAGAUCGUUGUGACUGAACAUCCCAAUGAGAGGCAGCUGUACAAGAAGGAGAUGCCAAGAGCCCAGGACCUGCUGUGGAGAAGUGGAAACUGGAUCCACCAUAGUUUUGGGUAUCUCACAGGAGAAAUGAACGAAUAUGGAGAGUGGAUGAAAAACAAGCCCUUAAUUGUUCAGCUGGUGGACUGGAUCUUGCGAGGGACCUCUCAGGUGAUGUUUGUCAACAACCCUCUCAGCGGGCUGAUCAUUUUAGUGGGGCUUUUCAUCCAGAGCCCCUGGUGGAUGCUCACGGGCUUCACCGGAACCACUGUGUCCACAUUAACUGCACUGGCCCUCAGUCAGGACAGGUCAUCCAUCGCAGCUGGCCUGCACGGCUACAACGGGAUCCUGGUGGGCCUGCUCAUGGCCGUCUACUCUGACAAAGGGGAUUACUACUGGUGGCUUCUGCCCCCUGUGGCAGUGAUUUCCAUGGCCUGCCCUGUACUGUCCAGUGCUUUGGGAUCCAUCUUCAGGAAAUGGGACCUUCCUGUUUUCACUCUGCCCUUCAACAUUGUGGUGACCCUGUACCUGGCAGCCACAGGACACUACAACCCCUUCUUCCCCACAACCCUCAUCAAACCCAUAGCUGCAGUGCCCAAUAUCACCUGGUCUGACAUCAAUGUGCCACUGCUCUUACAAUCCAUCCCAGCUGGGAUUGGUCAAGUGUAUGGUUGUGGAAACCCCUGGACUGGAGGCAUUUUCCUUGUGGCUCUGCUCAUCUCCUCCCCACUGAUUUGUUUGCAUGCUGCAAUUGGAUCAGCCGUGGGGAUGUUUGCAGCUCUGAGCAUUGCAUCCCCGUUUGACAGCAUCUACCUUGGCUUACACAACUACAACUGUGCCCUGGCCUGCAUUGCCAUCGGGGGCAUGUUCUACGCCCUGACCUGGCAGACACAUUUGCUCUCACUUGCCUGUGCAUUAUUUUGUGCCUACUCUGGAGCAGCUCUUGCUAAUGCACUUGCUGUGCUCGGGCUGCCGGUGUGCACCUGGCCCUUCUGCCUCUCGGCGCUCCUCUUCCUGCUGAUCACCUCUGAAAACCCGGCCAUCUACAAAAUACCCCUCUGCAAAGUCACCCACCCAGAAGCCAACCGGAUCUACUACCUGAGAAUGAGGAGAAGGGCCUCGGAGAGCAGGAGGGAAGAGCAGAAGCGAAAGGAGCAGAAACCCUCUGAUGGCUCAAAAAUUAACAGUGGGGGCACCCCACUGUGGACCCCCAAGAGCCGCCACGCUCACUGA
Messenger RNA from Pyrgilauda ruficollis (rufous-necked snowfinch), 1281 nucleotides. RefSeq names its product urea transporter 2-like. Gene Ontology annotation, biological process: urea transmembrane transport. Gene Ontology annotation, cellular component: membrane. Lineage: Eukaryota; Metazoa; Chordata; Aves; Passeriformes; Passeridae. Bases 1 to 1281 code for a protein of 426 amino acids. Gene Ontology annotation, molecular function: urea transmembrane transporter activity. The record is from RefSeq and is a predicted model, not a curated record. The transcript is spliced from 8 exons.